Messenger RNA from Carassius auratus (goldfish), 4594 nucleotides. Its product is annotated as transcription factor E2F7-like. Bases 1663 to 3804 code for a protein of 713 amino acids. Gene Ontology annotation, cellular component: RNA polymerase II transcription regulator complex. Gene Ontology annotation, molecular function: RNA polymerase II cis-regulatory region sequence-specific DNA binding; DNA-binding transcription factor activity, RNA polymerase II-specific. The transcript has 13 exons. The record is from RefSeq and is a predicted model, not a curated record. NCBI's taxonomy places the organism in Eukaryota, Metazoa, Chordata, Actinopteri, Cypriniformes, Cyprinidae. Gene Ontology annotation, biological process: regulation of transcription by RNA polymerase II.
GCAUUAAAGAUGAUCUAAUGUAACAAACCCAAACCCUAAGAUUAUUAAAAUACCUGUAAAAUGGAAAUUAGGCUUAAGUCUUACACGAUAUCUUAUGGUAUUUCAGCUCUCACAAAAGCAGUCGGAUGAAGACCUUAGAUAAUAAAGAUAAAAAGUGGCAUGAAAACUGCUGAAAUAAUUAAAAAAGCAAUAAUCUAAUAGCUCUUAAAACACAACAAAAAAUGCAUUAGUGGAUUCCCAAACUUUUUUUGUCAUAUUUACUUGAAGUUCCCCAGAGAUUUUGAAAUAAAUAUUUUAAGUAUCACAUUUGCAUGCAUUUUCAUGGUUCUCCUACAAUGGUCAGUAUAUGCAGGUAACCAUAUAAAAUAUUUCAUUUUUGUCGUAUUUUAUUUUGAUGUUCUAUUAUGAUUUAUUUUUAAUGCACAUCUUAAUGAUUUGAUCAUUAGGUCCUCAUUAAACUCUCGAACCCCCUGCAGUUCCUUUUUGAACCCAAGUAUGAGAAACUUUGACAUAAUGUCGUUCAUUAAUUCAUUUCAUGAUGUUCAUUUUCUUUCUCUUUCUGUUUUUAUAUCCAUAUUGUAAAAGUUGAUCCUAUUCAAAUCACUGUUAGGUUGGGUUGGGGUCAAAAGUAAUCAAAAAGUUAUCUUAUUAUAUUACCUAAAAUGUGCAAUGUAAUUGAUUUCGUUACUAUUUAUUUUAUUUUUUUUCAUGUAAUUUGGAAUCAGAUUACAAUUUUUAAGUAACCCAGCUCUGAUGAAGACUAAUCGUUUCAGCCCUAAUUAAGAGUGAAAUAGUGAAGACAUGCAUCAUUAUAUGAAUGAAUGACAUAUAUCAUGUGAUAUUGAUCUGGUUUUACAUAUUUACUCAUUAUGCAUAUUUAGUUUUCUAAGUUAGUUUUAGACUGUGUUUGUGUGUGUACAUAGUCUACAUGUAUAAAUAUAUGCCUGUUUAUGCUUUGAACUGUGAUGACUGCGAUACAUCGGGUUUAUACAGGCUCUUUUCUUAAUUAGAAGGCUAAUACAGUAUCUGUUUAUUUCUUAAGGCUAUUAUUAAAUAUAUUGUUCUGUUUCUGUGAUGAUGACGUUGAAAGAGCGCUUCUCAUAUUACACUUCUUCCCGCGACGAACCCCUCAGUCGCGCCAAAAUCCCACCUGUGUCCCUCAUAUUUGUUCCUGCUUGAGCUUCUCAUUAAAAGAAGCCCGGGGGACAUUUGGCAUUUAUAUAAUGUCAAUUAAUCGUCUGUGGUGAUUAAUUACGUCCCCAAUGACUUGCAGCGGCCCCUUUAAAUCUUCAGGAGGGAGCAGAGGCAGAGCGCGCAUACAGCCGCCAACAAACCCCCCACAGGCUUGGUCAGAACGCGUCUCUGAUUGGCUACGACCGUCGCUCCGAGUCAUUCCCUCCUCGUUCGGCCAAUGAACGUCGGUAUAUGUGCUUAGCGGCUACCUGAUUGGCUGGGGGAGGGUGUAACUCUUCAGAGCGCCAGAAACGAGCUUUAGCGGGUGAUUCAUACUGGCUUGGCGGCUGAAAUAAGAAGAUUAUUAGUUAUGAUCUUCUGAUUUGGAGAGAAAAAUAUGUUCAUUUAAGGAGCAAAACAAAGGAUCACCACUUCACAUGAUUCAAUCACGCUUUAAGGAUUUUUUUAUUCCAAGAACGGGAGUUUAAGAUGGAGAUGAAGUGUUUAACACUAAAGGAUUUGAUUAGUGUGAGGACACUAGUGAAUAAGACGGGCUCGGAGGAUACCGGAAACACCAAUGACCGGAAAGUAAGAGAUCUGCAUGAGAACAUCUGCAUGGACAGAAGAAAAACGACCCCUCUGAAGAGUGAGUCUGUGAAUGGACAUAGGAGAGUGUCCAGCCCAGAUAUCACCCACAUGACCCCCAAUAAACACGCAGAGAGGGCCCAUCCGGACCCCUGGACCCCGACAGCAAACCUGAAAAUGCUAAUCAGUGCCGCCAGCCCAGAUAUCCGCGACAGAGAGAUGAAGAAAACCCUCUUCAGACCCAUCGAGAAUGAAGAGAAGUCUGUAGAGGAGGAAGAAGAGGAAGAACUCGACGACUCGUGCCAGUAUGAAGCGUUAGAUGAUUCUGAGAGGAGACCCAGUCGCAAACAGAAGAGCUUGGGGCUUUUGUGUCAGAAAUUUCUGGCAUUGUACCCUGAUUACCCAGAAACCUCUGAGAGCAUCAAUAUUUCUCUGGAUGAGGUGGCAACACGCUUAGGCGUUGAGAGACGUCGUAUCUACGACAUUGUGAACGUGCUGGAGUCUCUGAUGCUGGUGAGCAGAAUGGCUAAGAACCUGUACGUGUGGCACGGACGCUCAGGACUGACACGGACCCUGCAGGAUCUCCAUCAGGCGGGACGCGAGCAGGGCUACCAUCUGCAGAUGGACCAGAGACCGUGUGCCGCCCACCACGUGCAAAACUCACACGUGUUUUACAGCAUGGUUUCUCUCUCUAAUUCAGCGUCCUCCAGCAGAAGGAAGGACAAAUCGCUCCGAAUCAUGAGCCAGAAGUUUGUCAUGCUGUUUCUGGUGUCCAAAACACAGACCGUUACCCUCGAUACAGCGGCUAAGAUCCUGAUCGAAGAGGGCCAGGAUGACUCCAGCCACAGCAAGUAUAAAACUAAGGUGCGACGUUUGUACGAUAUCGCUAAUGUCCUGACCAGCCUGAAUCUGAUCAAGAAGCUUCACGUGAGAGAGGAAAAGAGCCGGAAACCCAUCUUCAUAUGGAUUGGACCAGCCGAUUUCCACAGCAGCUGCGAUUCAGACGAUUUGAGAGUCUCCGAAGCUCAGAUUAGCUCCACCGGGGAACGACGGGAGAAGAUGACGCGUCACUCCUCCUUCCAGGUCACUUCUACCCCUUCUGUCAAUCAAAGGCGGAUAAGCUCCGCCCCCAGCACACCUCACAGACCUACCACAGACGAGCCUGUGGAUUAUUCUAGGAAGAGUGUGAACACUAACGCAGUGUGUCAACUGCAGUUUGGAGACAGUGUUCAGUCCAGUGGACGUCCUGUGGCGUCGUCUCUUCAGACAGAUGUGUCUCAUGCAUCUCUGCCCGUUUCAGCCCAGUUCGCUCCUCACCAGUUAGCGUACGUGCCCGGUCUGCCCCAAACACCCCUGAUCAUGGUGUACAGCGGACACGUGCCAGACGCCAUCGGGUCACCCGUCUCAGGACAUCUGAAGAAGAGAGAGAGACCAGAGGAAGAGAAAGAGGAACAGACAGCGAAACGAAGCAACCGCUCGGCUUCCAUAGAGAGUCAAAUGGGUGAGAGUGCCAGAAGGUCUUCAGUCUGCUCUGGCGACGGUUCCCCGUGGGACGAGACCUCGUUUGGGCCUGUAAAUGAGGAAGAGGCGGGAGCACGCAGCCCUAAAGACCCCCGGCUGUCCUCUCAUUACCUCUAUGUUCCUAACACGGCAGGUCUGAACGGUUUGAACUUCCUCGUGCCAGCGGGACACACACAAGGUGGCGUGCCGGGUGUAGCCAUGCCGUAUUUUUUAGUGCAUUCACCGCUCAUGCCCUCCUCCAGCGGCGAGGCUUUGAGUUUCAGCGUGCUGUCACCGGCUCGUUUUGUGAUGCCCGGAGGGGCGUUUGGUGUGAUCGAAACACUGAACACCACUGAGCAUCGUGCACAAGAAAGCCCUCGGCCAGCGCAAACACAGACUCCUGUGACACCAAAGGAAGCGGCGGGGUGCUCCAAAUCUUUCUUUGAGACGCCCGGAGCCUUUGGCUCUCUCAGCACCCCCCCGGCGGCACGCAAAAGAGGCUCCGCCCAGAGGAGGCUGGACAUCGGACACACCGCAGCCAAUUAAAUCAGCCGUAUUCAUGCUUCUGUGGUGCUACAGUGCCAAAGACAGACACAGCAUUACACCGCAAACUUGACUGAUCAACAUUUCCUGUUUAGUAGCGAGGGCAGAUAUUAGUGUAUGCGGCUCUAUUUGUUAUCCCAAACCGCUUUAGAUAGUAUUUUGGAGUUCAUUCGACAUCCUACUAGUAUAUAAACCCUUAUUAUUUAUUACAGCUGAGGCUCAAAUCAACAAUCCAGCUCUAGCACUACGUAUUUAAACAUGUGAAAACUAAUCAAGUCUGGAUCAGCCUCUGAGAGAGAAGAAUUUAGCCGUAUGUUCACUCUUUCACGAGUUUGUGCUAACAUGCCAAAACUGAGUGUGUUUGGGGAUACAGAACAAAAUAAUGGUUGUGAUUUUUGACACUGUUAAAGUUUAAGGUGCUACAUCCGUGAAACGGAUCGAAAACGGAGACAUACUUGAAGACCGGUGACUGAUCUGCUAUCACUGGAGCAAAGGUGAAAUAUCACAGUACUGUACCGUUUUAAACAAAGGAUGUUUAUGUAUGAACUCUUUGUAGACUAGUAAUAAAUUAUUUUGUGGAAACAUACAUUUGGAUUGAAUUUUACACAACAUGGUUUGAUCCAUACAACUGUACAGUAUUUCCUGUAACUCGCAGCAUUGAGUAUUUUUUAUGCCGGUCAGUGUUUAAAUGUGCGGUGCUUUUGUGUUAAAUUAUUAGAUAUGUUUUCAGUCAUUUUAUGUGUGGACACGUGUGACAUACAAGUAGUACAAAAUAAAUCUAUGUAAAAUGUAA